This is a messenger RNA of Daucus carota subsp. sativus, 2360 nucleotides long. RefSeq lists its product as uncharacterized. The transcript has 4 exons. NCBI's taxonomy places the organism in Eukaryota, Viridiplantae, Streptophyta, Magnoliopsida, Apiales, Apiaceae. The record is from RefSeq and is a predicted model, not a curated record. The coding region runs from base 82 to 441 and encodes 119 amino acids.
GUUUACAUUCACGCGGCUUCCUUCUAGGGUUUCCGAUUCUCUCUGCAGAAAUGCUCAACACAGCUAUUUCAGCUCAAAUCGAUGGCCAAAUCUCUGGGAGCUGGUUCCAAUGGUGGUGAUGGAGGGGGGAGGGGAAGUAAAGCGGGUAGGGGAAGAGGUGGACAAGGAAAUGGUAGUGUUGUGGAGCUGGGGAACAACGGAAUAUCAGUGGAGCGGGAAUGGGUGAUCAAGGAGCAGAUAUUGAGCAAGAUGUCGAGCAUGAGGGUACUGGUGAUGAAGGGCAGCAAGAACAGGAAACACAAACACAGGAGAGUCGUGUUGUGUGAAGAGUCACAUAUGAGAGGGCCAACCGUAGCUUCUGUGUUGGUGAUUACCAUAAAAAACCAGCGAGGCCUGAAGAUAGGGGAAUUGUUCAUUUCCUCGAUGGAAGAAAUUAUAUAGCAUCAGGGAGGCCAAGAAGAAAAAGACUAUCAGCUACAUUAUCAAAGUGAAUUGGGAUGAAAAUAGGCAUCAAUCAAAGGGACUGGAAUGUGAAGCCUUUUAUGACCGCUGUCUUAAGGAGUUCAAGAGAUACUAUAUAUGCAUAUCCGGAGGAUAGUGAUCCAGCAGAGGGGGAUAGGGCUGUCAAAGAGUUUGUGAAAAAGAAUUGGAAGAACCUCCCUUAUCAGGAAAAGAAAAGGGCAGAGCAAUCAGCUGUAUAUGCAAGGAGGGGAGGUUUAAAAACUGCCACUCGACGUUCUUUCAGGCCUCGUUACUUCAGCCAACGCAUUUGGGACAACCUCAACUCGUAUUGGGGGUCUGACUUAUUUAAAAAAAGGUCUGAUAAUGCCAAGAAAGCUCGAGCGCAGGUGGAACAUAUUCACCACAGUGGGGCCAAGCCUUUCAGCGAGAGAAGGGAGUUAUAUUAUCUAUCGUGUGUGCCACUUAUGCAUUUUAUUUACUAUGAAUUUACUUGCAGCUUUAACUCAAAAAACUGUUUGUAUUUAGUAUCAUGUAACAUGUCCAACUUUACCAUAUAGGAACUCGAGGAAGAAAAAUAAGGGAAUAUUUUUGAUAUGGAGUUUGGUGACAAAAAAAUCUAUUUUCCCUAUUUUAACAUAUUUUUUAUGGGAUUUAUUUAUAGGAUUCUUUGUACUUGGCAUCUCUUGCACUGAUCCACUCUAAUGUUCUGAGAAUCCGAUAUGAAAGGCAUUAUUGAGUUUUAACUAUACACUUCUCCUUUUUAAUUUUCCUAUUAUAUAUACACGGAUAACAGUUUUGGAAUAAGCACAUACUUUAUUAUAGAAAAAUAUAUAGGUUCCUUGCACUUAUCUGGAGGUCAUGGUUUGUUCUAUGGUGUGUAAAACAUGUAGCGGUUUGGCUUCCUCCACUGCUGGUCUCGCUUACUUUGGUAAUUCAUGUUUGUUUUUACUAUUUCAGGUAUACAUGACAGUGUUCUUGUCAUAGAAAAUUAUGGGAUAACUGAGAUUUGCUUUUUUUGAAUUUGUUUAUGUUUAUCGUUAGUUGAACAAGUCUUAGUUAGCCAAAGAGACUGUUAUAUAUGCUGCUUGAACAUAUAUGUUAAGUUGUCGAUAAUUUUUUUUGUUAUAUGUGCUGGCAUAGUCAAAUUUUAUAUGAUGGGAUUGGUGAACUUGAUAAAAAUUUUGAGCACAGAAGAAAAUCUAGAACUAUAUUAGAAAAUCUGGUAACGAGCAAUAAGAAUACAUGUGAAAUUUUGUACACUUCCUUAUUGUUUGGUACUUGUGUUGUCAAGUACUGUCUUCAUAUACUCUUAUUAUAUAUGGCAGGGAACUAGUAUUGAAAAGGCACCAAUAGAUCGUGAUACCUCUCGCAGCAAUGAUGAAGAUGAUGACGAAGAUGAUGAAGCGGAGGACUUCCCCCUUCAUUAACUGCACAAGGUUUAUCAACGACUUAACUUUUGGAACAAAUCUUUUGAGACUUGCCUAUAAAGACUAAACAUUUCUGACGUAGAUGUAUGUUUUGCGUACAAAAUCAGUCUGUAGUACUUAGUCAGUCUGUAGGGCCGAAGGCAGCCUUUAACUUUCGUGACUAGACGUUUAGUAGGUUGAACAUAUUUUGCUAAACAUUCUGCGGAACCUUGCAGAACCUCUGGUAUUAAGCUUCCUAUAUGGUCUGAAGAUGCAUGUAUUUGAAGCAGAAGUUUAUCUCUUACAAUUUUUGCCUUGGUUGAUUUUGGUUAGAUAGUCAUAUGAUUGGAUUGGUGAUUCGAAUAAAAAAAUUUACAUAUGGGAUUAUGACCGGAACAAAAAGGUCAUGCUAAUUUUUAUUAAAAUAUUUUUUUAAUAUAUUUGGCGGCUUACGGUCGUAAUUAUAUUAUGUAAGUAACCGAAUACAGUCAU